AGGCGCUCCCGUCGUCUGUCUACUUAUUGACAAAAAGUGAUUAGUUGUCUGCGAGACGAUACAAGUGGGGAUUUCGCCGAAAAUUGUGACUUACGUGGCGUGACUACAUCAAACAAACAAAUUUGUGUGAGAAGUAUUAGUUUCGAUUUCCAAAAUGACGGAUUCUAAAUACUUCACGACAACCAAAAAAGGUGAAAUAUUCGAGUUAAAAUCAGAACUUCAGAAUGAAAAGAAAGAGAAGAAAAAGGAAGCCGUAAAGAAGGUCAUCGCAAGCAUGACAGUCGGCAAAGAUGUGUCGGCGCUCUUUCCAGAUGUUGUCAACUGUAUGCAAACUGACAAUUUGGAGUUGAAGAAAUUGGUUUAUCUGUAUCUGAUGAACUACGCUAAAUCACAGCCGGACAUGGCUAUUAUGGCUGUGAACACUUUCGUCAAGGAAUUGCCCUCUUCUCAACUUGUAAAGGAUUGUGAAGACUCGAAUCCAUUGAUAAGAGCAUUGGCCGUCCGUACAAUGGGAUGUAUCCGCGUUGACAAAAUCACCGAAUACCUUUGUGAGCCGUUGAGAAAAUGCUUGAAGGAUGAAGAUCCGUACGUGAGGAAAACUGCAGCAGUUUGCGUUGCUAAGUUAUAUGAUAUAUCGUCUUCAAUGGUGGAAGAUCAAGGCUUCCUCGAUCAACUUAAAGAUCUUCUGUCCGAUUCCAAUCCGAUGGUAGUAGCGAACGCCGUUGCAGCUCUAAGCGAAAUUAAUGAAGCAAGUCAAUCAGGACAUCCAUUGGUUGAAAUGAAUUCAGUGACAAUCAAUAAACUAUUGACUGCCUUAAACGAAUGCACAGAAUGGGGCCAAGUAUUCAUUCUAGAUUCAUUGGCAAAUUAUAGUCCGAAAGAUGAACGUGAAGCACAAUCGAUUUGUGAACGUAUUACUCCACGCUUGGCUCAUGCAAAUGCAGCUGUUGUUUUAAGUGCUGUAAAAGUACUUAUGAAGUUGUUAGAAAUGCUUUCAAGCGACAGUGAUUUCUGCGCUACUUUGACUAAGAAACUCGCACCACCGUUGGUCACACUUCUUUCGUCCGAACCAGAAGUUCAAUAUGUUGCUUUGCGUAACAUUAACUUGAUCGUUCAGAAGCGUCCUGAUAUUCUUAAGCACGAAAUGAAAGUAUUCUUUGUGAAAUAUAAUGACCCUAUCUACGUGAAAUUGGAAAAACUUGACAUCAUGAUUCGUUUGGCAAACCAAAGCAAUAUUGCCCAAGUUCUAAGUGAGUUGAAGGAAUAUGCAACUGAAGUUGAUGUGGACUUUGUCCGAAAGGCAGUUCGGGCAAUUGGUCGGUGUGCCAUCAAAGUCGAACCAUCAGCCGAACGAUGCGUAUCAACGCUUCUUGAUUUAAUUCAAACCAAAGUCAACUAUGUAGUGCAAGAAGCUAUCGUUGUCAUCAAAGACAUUUUCCGAAAAUACCCUAACAAAUAUGAAAGCAUUAUCAGCACUCUUUGUGAGAAUUUGGAUACACUUGACGAACCAGAAGCUCGUGCUUCAAUGGUAUGGAUUAUUGGAGAAUAUGCUGAACGUAUCGAUAACGCGGACGAGCUUCUAGAUAGUUUCUUGGAAGGAUUCCAAGAUGAAAACGCACAAGUCCAGCUUCAGUUACUAACAGCUGUUGUAAAACUAUUUUUGAAAAGACCAGCAGAUACUCAAGAACUCGUCCAACAUGUCCUGUCACUUGCAACCCAAGACUCUGACAAUCCAGAUUUGCGUGACCGUGGUUUCAUAUACUGGCGUCUGUUGUCUACGGAUCCGGCAGCUGCAAAAGAAGUUGUUUUGGCAGAUAAACCUUUGAUUUCUGAAGAAACUGAUUUGCUCGAACCAACAUUAUUGAAUGAAUUGAUUUGUCACAUAAGUUCACUGGCCAGUGUUUAUCAUAAGCCGCCGACAGCAUUUGUUGAGGGUAGAGCAGCUGGUGUACGAAAGUCUCUUCCAAAUCGUGUUGGUACUUCAGAGGAACACAAUGCAACUACUACUGCUGCUGAAGCAACUGUUAUUCCAAAUCAAGAAUCUCUUAUUGGCGAUUUGUUGUCGAUGGAUAUUGGUGCACCUGCCCCUGCUCCCCCAGCGGCACCAACUAGCAAUGUUGAUUUGUUGGGAGGCGGAUUGGAUGUUUUGCUUGGCGGACCCGCCGAAGUUCCUGCUAGUGGUGGCGCGACCGGUCUAUUGGGUGACAUCUUUGGAUUAACUGCCCCAGUCUCAACAAUGAUACAAAUCCCGAAAAUUACCUGGCUACCGGCCGAAAAGGGCAAAGGUUUGGAAAUCCAAGGAACAUUUUCUCGCCGCAGUGGUCAAGUUUAUAUGGAUAUGACCUUCACUAAUAAAGCAAUGCAAGCAAUGAGCGCUUUCGCAAUUCAACUAAAUAAAAACAGCUUUGGUAUUGUCCCGGCGGCACCGCUUCAAGUAGCGCCAUUGCAACCUUCACAAAGUACUGAAGUAUCUCUUCAAUUGGGAAUCACGGGCCCCGUACAACGAAUGGAACCGUUAAAUAAUCUUCAGGUUGCCAUCAAGAAUAAUGUUGAUAUUUUCUACUUUGCAUGUUUGAUCCAUGCAAACGCCCUAUUUACUGAAGACGGACAACUGGAUAAAAGAGUAUUCUUGACGACCUGGAAAGAAAUCCCAGCUGCCAAUGAAAUGCAGUACAGUUUGAAUGGAAUCGUGGGAACAGCCGAUAGUAUCGCCGCAAAGAUGACGGCGAAUAACGUGUUUACGAUUGCUAAGCGCAACGUAGAAGGACAAGAUAUGCUUUAUCAAUCAUUGAAACUAACUAAUAACAUUUGGGUCCUGCUUGAAUUGAAAGUGCAGCCAGGAAAUCCUGAUGCAACUCUUAGUCUGAAAACGCGAUCUGUCGAAGUAGCUCCUAUGAUUUUCACUGCUUACGAAGCUAUAAUUCGUUCACCAUAAGAAAGCUAAGACCAUCGUUAACUUUUAUAUAAAUAGUUCACAAUUUGGCUGCACUUUGCUCCUAUCGCAUAUUAAUAUUGUAUUACGAACAUGUUACAACUUUUUGUUUUUCUUUUGAUAAAAUUUAUUUCAUUGUUUUUAUAUACAUUACGUUACAUUAAAUACAUUCAGGAAACAUACAUAGAAAAUUGGUAAUGAAACUUGCUGAGCAUAUCCACAAAUUGGUCUGCAACGGCGACGACUUUUAAAAAUUAUUUAAAUCAAUUGGAAACAAAUGGAAUAUAAUUAUAAAAAUAAUGAUAAUUACUCUAUAAGACACAAGUAAUAAUAAAGUAUGUUAUCGAUAUACAUAAAUACAGGUUAAUAUGAAACAA
Molecule: messenger RNA, 3309 nt
Organism: Hermetia illucens (black soldier fly)
Lineage: Eukaryota; Metazoa; Arthropoda; Insecta; Diptera; Stratiomyidae
Gene: AP-1-2beta
Product: AP-1 complex subunit beta-1
Exons: 7
Coding region: 155-2935 (926 amino acids)
Biological process (GO): vesicle-mediated transport; intracellular protein transport
Cellular component (GO): clathrin adaptor complex; membrane coat
Molecular function (GO): clathrin binding
Source: RefSeq, a predicted model, not a curated record